AUGCUCACCGAGGUGCCAUACAAGGUGCCAGAAAGGAAAGAGAAGAAGAAGAAGAGCGAGGGAAGGGUGGCCAAGGAAGGCCUCUGCUCAAGAGCUCAUCUGGACACCAAGUUCGAAGAGUCCCAAGCUCCCUCGGUCCUAGAGGGGGAGCAGGAAGAGGACGAGGAGGAGCGCAACUCCUCCCGUACAAGGAAGAGGGCGGCGUUAGAAGGCGCCGAGGAGGAUCAACCUCCUCGUCCCCCAAAGAAACAAUGCAUGCCCAAGUUGGUCCUUCUUGAUGACAGCUCGGAUUCUGACAAGGAGUCCACGACGUCCAAGGAGGUUCCGAAGAGGAACCCCAGGAUCAACCCCCCCGCCGAGAGCCCACCAUGCGCCCAGCCCACUGAUCAAACCUUAGAGGGGACUUCUCCGACAGCUGAACUGGCGGAAAGUGGGUCCACAUCACGUUCUGCGCCUCCUCCGAUCAUCGGGGAGACCGGAGAGGUACUGUCCCGAAGGACCCCAUCCGACCUGGACAUGGGAGGUAGUGGUGAUGAGAUCAUGGCCGAGGCUAAUGCCUCGGUCACCAAAGACCAAGAGGAAGGAUCCCUCCUGGUGAACAAAGAGGGAGAGCUCAGUCAAUCCGUGCCCCCCCGAAAGACGGCUUCAGAGCCCCCAAGGCCCCCGAAGGCAUCAAUUCCACACUCCACCGAAGGAGGGGUCGGGGUCCCGCCGCCCGCGCCGAACACCGGCGAUCGAGUUGCGGCUAGGUGCCCGGAUGUGAUGGAGGAGGCCUUGAACAGCUCCUCCAUCGUUGCGGAGCACCGCGCCCUAAUGGGCAUGGUGUUGCAAAGUAAUCGGUCCGUUAACAGCGGGCUGAAGGAAGCCUUCGGUGGCCUCCUCACGGGCAUCGAGGCCUCGUCUCUAGCGGCGGCUGGUAAUGCCGCGAUGCUGGAUGAGAUGAAUCAGAAGCUCAAAAGCUUCGAUGAGGAGCUCGACCUCGUCAGCAAGUGGUUUGACGAAGCACAAGCUGUCGCCGCGGAGGUCGAGGGCCUCAAGGCCGAACUGAAGAAGGCCAAGGAGGAGGUGGCCAAACUAAAGAAGGCCAAGGAGGAGGCAGACGAACAGAAGGCGGCGGCCGAGCGAGCGGCUGCCAAACUCAAGACAAUGAAACCGUGA
Messenger RNA from Aegilops tauschii subsp. strangulata, 1158 nucleotides. NCBI's taxonomy places the organism in Eukaryota, Viridiplantae, Streptophyta, Magnoliopsida, Poales, Poaceae. The record is from RefSeq and is a predicted model, not a curated record.